Molecule: messenger RNA, 734 nt
Organism: Contarinia nasturtii (swede midge)
Lineage: Eukaryota; Metazoa; Arthropoda; Insecta; Diptera; Cecidomyiidae
Exons: 2
Molecular function (GO): protein binding
Source: RefSeq, a predicted model, not a curated record
CGUCACACAAGUUUGCUCAUUUCUUCUUCGACGCCAUUUUUUAAUUAGCGAAAAAGUUCAAAAUAUUCCACAUAAAUUACAGUUUUUCAUAGAUUUGUACUCAUUUUUUCGGCAAAAAACAUUUACUGAAAUCUUUUUGGAACUUGGUAUUACUACAGUAAAUUUGUUGAAACGACGUGAAUUUUGAUCGGUCAUCGUUCUAUUCUCUGAGGUCAUGGAUCAUCCACAAACGAAGCAAAAGUUAUCCCACCCAGUCGGUCGAGAUGGCAGUGAAGAUGCUGGCGCUGGUCCGUCAAAUGUGGAAUCGUCACCAAAAAUAUUCAAACUAAGCAUUGAUUGUAUGGACGAAAUAUUUGAAUAUUUGUCGCUGAAAGAUUUGCAUUCAUUUGGACAAACAUGCAAGCGGAUGAAUAAAGUGGCCGGCGAAUAUUUCAAACAAAAUUAUUCAUCGGUUCAAACAUGGUUCAACAAUGGCAAUGGAAUUCGAACGUAUUAUUCGGACAAAGAUGGAGUCAGGUUUCAAUGGAUUAAAAUAUCGGGCUUCAGUCAAUUCAUACCAAGCAUUUUAAUUGUUGAUGGCGAUUUCAAUUAUAUUCAAUCUCGUGUAAGUGACUUUGAGUCAGUUGAACGCAUUUCCAUCGAACUUUCAAUCAUUGACAUCGAAAGAAUUAAGUUUAUUCAACAAUUGUUGGGCAAACUAGAAAUGGUGGAACUCUUCCAUUGUUCGAUUGACG